Guillardia theta CCMP2712 is the source of this 1272-nucleotide messenger RNA. RefSeq lists its product as hypothetical. The transcript is spliced from 3 exons. Gene Ontology annotation, molecular function: monoatomic ion channel activity. Gene Ontology annotation, biological process: monoatomic ion transport; transmembrane transport. The record is from RefSeq and is a predicted model, not a curated record. Bases 1 to 1272 code for a protein of 423 amino acids. Gene Ontology annotation, cellular component: membrane. NCBI's taxonomy places the organism in Eukaryota, Cryptophyceae, Pyrenomonadales, Geminigeraceae.
AUGAAGGACAACGCCACAACAGUGAAAAGAAAGGUCAUUCUCAUGGAGCAUAGGAGACUUGCUGUGCAAGCACAAGGGUAUGAGCUAGGAAAGGAACAGACAGACAGCGCACGUACGAGGGAAGGAGCAAGAAGUAAGGCUGUUGUGAAGAUGAGGAUGACCGUUGUCUUGUCGAUUGCUGCGAUCUCGUUGGGUCGUCUGACUUGUGUAGCUGCCAGCACAGGAGGUGAGUCUCGGCUGUGCGCGAGUGCUGCUGAUGGAGGAGACCAGGUGCCGGGAUCCCCGCUGAGCGAGUCUAGCUCGAGCCUCGAGUUCUCCGUGGAACGGGACGACUGGCAGAGGGCGGAGGGCGAGGACGCCAACGUGACCUCCUCCUCGUCUGUGAGGGCGUGGAAGGACUCGCUGGUCAAGAUUCUGUCUCUGAAUCAGAAUUGGUUCGACAAGGGGGAGGAGCAGCACACAGAGAUGAAGGACCUCCCAGCCGAGAGCGCCACUAGGAACCGCCGACAUGACUCCAGCUGGGGCGCGACGGCUGCGCGCUAUAGCGGCGGCCUGAGCAAGGCGGUGGACGGGACGAUGAAAGAUCUUGAGGGAGGCAUGCUCUACCUCCAAGACGACGGGCCCAGCUACAUGCGGGUCUCCUCCUCCCGGAUGACCUCGGCUGACCGCUGGAAGUCAGCGGCAUCCCAGCUCAUCUACUCUCCCAUCGCCAAGUUCUACUACGGCCUCAUGAUCCUGGUGACGGUGGUGGAGCUUGUAGUGACUCUGGCGGACCCGCACCGGUCGCCGCACACGACCUGGUUCAUCGGGCUCGAGCUCUUCAUGGUGGCGAUGCUGGUCAACGAGGUGAUGAUCCGGUACAUCGCCGAGGGCAGCCCGACAAGCUUCUUCCGCUCCAAGUCCAACAUCUUCGACAUGGCGGUGGCUCUCCUUUGCCUCUUCACCGUCACCUUCCUCAUCCUCAUGCCCUCCACGAUGAACGGGGUGCAAGAGUGGGUCCCCCUUGUCGCGCUGAGGAUCCGAGACUUCCUCCGCAUCCUCCGCUUGAUCUUCCUCUUCAAGAACCAUCGCAAGGCCCAGCUCGCGGGCCAGUCGAUCAUGCACUUGCGCAUCGACGAGACGGAUGCAGACCAUCUCAUGGGCUCCAGCAACUGCAUCUUCGACUCGCCGUCGCACGACCCCCUCGACAAGCAAGCCGUGGACAUGAGCGCGGCCUUCGGGAAGCACAUUGCAAGCCCUCCUCUCAGUCCUGUUCCUCCGCAGACGCUGUGA